Molecule: messenger RNA, 661 nt
Organism: Pectinophora gossypiella (pink bollworm)
Lineage: Eukaryota; Metazoa; Arthropoda; Insecta; Lepidoptera; Gelechiidae
Product: endocuticle structural glycoprotein SgAbd-5-like
Exons: 3
Coding region: 241-597 (118 amino acids)
Cellular component (GO): chitin-based extracellular matrix
Molecular function (GO): structural constituent of chitin-based larval cuticle
Source: RefSeq, a predicted model, not a curated record
AACCGAUGUCCAGGAUCUGCAACGAAUCGUAUAAAAUGGCCAGUGCAGUAUGUGAAGCACCCCUUCUAAGAGUGUUCGGACAUAAUGUACAAAACAUUAUAACGAGAUAUUUUUGUACGUCAAACAAAUAAGUGUGUUGUAACGCGAUAUUCGGAAAAGUAUAAAACACGGGUUAAGGUAACUCAUGCAAGCACAAUUUGACUUGACACGAUACGGUAAACCGUUUAAGUGAAUCUAAUCAUGAAACUGUUGGUGGUUCUCGGUUUAGUGGCGGUGGUGGCGGCGGCUCCCCAGGGUGCCAAUCCCAAUCAGGAUAUACAACUCAUCCGCCUGGAAUCCGACAACGAUGGACUUGGCACCUACAGUUACACUUACGAGCAGUCUGACGGUAACAAGCGCAACGAGCAAGGGGAGCUGAAGAACGUGGGGACUGAUGACGAAGGCAUUGUGAUGAGGGGAUCGUACUCGUGGGUGGGUCCUGAUGGCGUCACCUACACCGUCAACUACAUCGCCGACGAGAAUGGCUUCCAGCCUCAGAUCGAGCAGGGCCCCGGCGGUGCUGUACCCCCCGGCGUCGUGGCCUCCCUCCUCGGUUGAGCCACCAACAACAUAGUCAAUUCUCAUAGUCAAUUUUUUUAAUAAAAUGCUGUUUACCUACUCA